This is a messenger RNA of Micropterus dolomieu (smallmouth bass), 1530 nucleotides long. Its product is annotated as tyrosine-protein kinase receptor TYRO3-like. The record is from RefSeq and is a predicted model, not a curated record. The coding region runs from base 316 to 1530 and encodes 404 amino acids. Lineage: Eukaryota; Metazoa; Chordata; Actinopteri; Centrarchiformes; Centrarchidae. Gene Ontology annotation, molecular function: protein binding. Gene Ontology annotation, biological process: cell-cell adhesion. The transcript is spliced from 11 exons.
UGAACGUGUCUAACUUGACGUCUGCGGCGGAAUGCGUGCGAGUGUUUGCGGUUUAAACAAACUUCCAUGAACUUUAUGCGGCGUCCUCUCACGCGGGGAUCAAACGCAUCACUCGUGCCGGCUGGUUCGAUUCUCUCCACUGAGACCGAGCCUCGAGCCGUUUCACCCCCACCGCGCACUUUUCUCCGGUGCAAAUCCUGUUUGUCCAGCUGGGAAUGAGUCCUCAGUGAGGGAGUGUGAGCAGAGCCGAGCCGUGCCGUGCCGAGCCACCCAGUUAACGUGAACGACUGUUGAAACGACGGGAACAAUGAGAAGAUGAAGCUGGUUCUGUGGAUCCUUCUGUUUUUCCUCUGGAGUCAUGAAGGCACCUGUGGAGACGGUGUUUUGUUCACGAAGCAUCCGGCCAAUCAGACGGUGUCUCAGGGGAACGCGGCGAGGCUGGGCUGUGCGGUUCAGGGAGUGACAGAGCCGGACAUCGUGUGGAUGAAGGACGGAGAGAAACUCUUCAGCACCGACCAGAUGUUCAUCACGCUGGGAGAGCAGCACUGGGAGACCUACCACAGCGUGAAGUCGGUCCAGCAGCAGGAUGCGGGUCAGUACUGGUGUGAAGUCGAGUUCCACGGCCUGACGUUCUCCUCUGAACGAGCCUGGAUCACAGUGGAAGGCGUCCCUCACUUCGUCCAGGAGCCGCAGGACGUGGCCACGUUCCCCAACGUGCCCUUCAACCUCACCUGUGUCGCCGUCGGGCCCCCCGAACCCGUGGAAGUGCUGUGGUGGGUGGGAGGGGUCCAGGAGGGAGAGGCCGGGCCGUCCCCCUCCGUCCUUCAUGUCAAAGGAGUGAACAACAGUGUGAAGUUUUACUGUGAAGCGAAGAACACCAGAGGAAUCUCCGUCUCCAGAACCGGCACGGUUCACAUUAAAGUGCUGCCGGCGGCACCGGUCGGGCUGCAGGUCCAGAAGAUGGUGGACAACAACGUCACACUGUCAUGGAGACCAGGAUUCACAGGACACUCUGAGCUGUCCACCUGCAUCCUGCAGCUGUCGAGGCGUGCGGUCCGGAGGUGGGAACUCCCCCAGCAGGAGGUUCUGGUUCCUCCCCACCUUCAGGUUCUGUCCGGUCUGAGGAGUCACUCCAACUACAGCUUCAGGGUGUCCUGUGUUAAUGAGGUGGGGGCGUCGCCCUUCUCCCCCUGGCUGCACUUCCAGACACCUGAGUCAGUCAAAUAUGUCCCAUCAACAGCAGCUGAAUUAGCUGUUAGCAGCCCUCUGUUAGCAGCUCCUCUACAUGUUGAACUCUCUGUCUUCAGUCCGGCCUUCAAGCCUCCGGGUCCUGAGAGUUCGGUCUCCUUCACGGCGGCUCGAUCCUUCAACAGAACCUGUGCUGAGCUGCAUGAGUCCACACUGGACAGUCUGGGUAUAAACGCCGACCUGAAGAACAAACUGCAGGACGUCCUGAUCCCAGAGAGGCUGCUCACGCUGGGACACAUGCUGGGGAAAGUUAACGGAUCAGACCCUCUCGUCUCGCAGUGA